Ilyonectria robusta is the source of this 958-nucleotide messenger RNA. RefSeq names its product ThuA-like domain-containing protein. The transcript has a single exon. The record is from RefSeq and is a predicted model, not a curated record. The coding region runs from base 55 to 798 and encodes 247 amino acids. Lineage: Eukaryota; Fungi; Ascomycota; Sordariomycetes; Hypocreales; Nectriaceae.
CUUUCUUAUUGAGCAUACAGCGCACUACAUGCCGGAAAAGGCGGGCUUGUCAAUAUGCCUGAUACAACAAGUACCGCUUCUCCACGCAUUAAAGUCCUCCUCCUCACCAAAUCCCGCGGUUUCCGACACGACUGUAUCCCGGCACUCAUCUCAGCGCUGCAAUCCCUGCCUUUCGCCGUCUACGCCACGGAAGACUCCGAACAUCUUCUUAACUGUUCACGCUAUGAUGUCGUCGUACUGGGACACAACACUGGAGGAUAUCUCACUUCACUGGAGGUCCAGUCUCUGAGGACGUAUGCUGAGAAUGGCGGUGGUGUAGUUGGUGUUCACGCUGCGACGUCGGGGAUGGCUACCGAUGAACAAUACAGUGGGAUUCUUGGUGAGGUUUUCAAUGGGCACCCCGAGCCGCAAUGGGGAAGGAUCACCAUUGAGGCCCAGAAUCACUAUAUCAUGGAUUCCGGCUAUCUACCCGUGAAAGACUCGGCACCAGAACUCCCACCGCCUUGUCCACAUGCUCUGAGAGCUGAGUCGCAGGUGUCUUUUCCCUGGUACGAUGAGUUGUACACUUUCAAGUCGCACCCCCGAAUCAAAGACACGCGAACGAUCCUUCUUUCUGUCAACAAAUUUUCGUACAGAGAGGAUGUGCUGAAUGACUAUCCGCUCGCAUGGUGUCAAAACUUGUGUAGAGGCCGAAGCUUUUAUACUGCUCUAGGGCACUUCGAUGAAGCAUACCGGGAUAAGUGGUUUAUGGAAACUUUACACCGAGGGAUAAUUUGGGCAGCACAACAAGAUACAUGAUCUUUGAACGUCGUCAUUGGCAUUGGUGAUUGGAUGGAGGCUUCUCCCCUGUCACUGUAGUGGCUCCUGUUUCGCCAAUCUUUUUAACGAGGCAGGGUCUAUUUACGUCAGAGAUGUAGCAGAGAAUUCUGACAAGCUAUGUAUAGUACAUUAUCUCGAU